Verticillium dahliae VdLs.17 is the source of this 1941-nucleotide messenger RNA. RefSeq names its product heterokaryon incompatibility protein. Bases 1 to 1941 code for a protein of 646 amino acids. The record is from RefSeq and is a predicted model, not a curated record. The transcript has a single exon. NCBI's taxonomy places the organism in Eukaryota, Fungi, Ascomycota, Sordariomycetes, Glomerellales, Plectosphaerellaceae.
AUGGUACCCCGUCAUGACCAUGAUGGCCGUCCCUCCAUGGUUUUCAGUUACGAUGACCCUGUCCUUCCUCUCGAUGGCAGCUACAUUCGCAUCCUGCAGCUGUUCAGGUCAGGAGGUGAUACCUCGGAGCUUCAACACGCCAGUCCGCUGCGCUGCAGCCUGAUCGAAACCCCCAUUGCGAGCCCGCGUCCCUUCAAGGCUCUGUCCUAUACCUGGGGCAUCGGUGACAGAACGCACUGGAUCGAUGUCGCUGGCGCAGCUCUUCCCAUCACAGCUUCCCUAGACACAGCCCUCCGCCACAUUCGCUCAGACAAACAAGACGUGAUGAUAUGGAUCGACCAAAUUUGCAUUAAUCAAACUGACGCAAUCGAGAAGACGACCCAGGUUCAGAUCAUGGAGAAAAUCUACAGCAAAGCCGACCAGGUCAUCGUGUGGCUUGGACCCUCUGCUGACGGCUCAGAUGAGAUGAUGGACUGCUGGCAGGACAUCGGCCAAGCAGCGCGUGACCUGGAUAUUGAGAGUUACUACAACAAGGAGAAGCUGUCACUGCUGCAGAACAUGUUGCAAGACUUGAAACCCUCAGACGAACUCGGGCGCAACUUCAAGGCCCUCGUCGAUCGAGCCAGCUUGGCCUUCCAACCUCUGCUUCAGGCCAUGAUUGCCUGGAAUAAGCGGUCAUGGUUUGAACGCGUCUGGACCAUCCAGGAGGUUGGCCUCUGUCGCGAAGCGGUGUUUCAAUGCGGUUCAAAAAUCAUUGCAGUUGAGCUUGUUGCUUUGGCCUGCCACGUAUUUGACUCCAGCAUCGUGCGGCUUUCCAACAACGUACCGGAACCGGAAACACUACAGAUUCUGGCUGCCGCUCAGCAGCGAAACUCUGCACACAUACUGGGCUCUCGCCGGCGUCGACAAAGGUUCAAUCAGGGACUCGACCAAGGAGAGACCCUUCUUGCCCUCUUGAAGAAAUUCUUCACUGGGCGAACUUCUUUGGUCACAUACAUCCCAGAUCGCAUCUACGGCCUUCUUGGUCUGGCCGUUGAUGCGGGACGACUGGGUGUCGUGCCCGAUUACACAGAUGAUGAUCCGUGCCCUUCCUUCACAGCAGCGGCAAGGGCUAUAAUUGAGAGCGGAGGAGUCGAACUACUGUCGUAUUCCCAGUUCCCAAAAGAACAAGCUUUGGAGCGUCUGCCAUCGUGGGUCCCCGACUGGCGGCCUAUGCUGCAGAAGCCCUUCAAUCACAUCCAUGACAGAGUGGAUGAUCACCAGUUCAUGGCUGGUGGUGAAACCACUGUCACUCUGGUGCCUACCGAGUCAACUUCGGUUUUAGGAAUCCGCGGCUACAUUGUCGACACUAUCGAACAAGUCACCUCGAAAUGGAACGGCGGCCAGUUCCAAGACAGGUUGAACAACUUCCGCGACGCCCAGAAGCUCUUUGAGCUCGCAAUGACAAAAGAAGACCCGAUCUACGACGACCCUCAGCGUCGCGCCGAGGCACUGUGGCGCGUGCCGAUCGGCGACCUCUACGACGCCGACGACAUAUUUUCUUGCCGAGCGCCAUCCGCCGCUAAGUUCCAUUAUGAUCGAUGUAUCGCGUUGUUGGAAAUCGCAGUGACAGAUGAUUACGGCGCUGAUCCCGAGGAGCAGAUGGCUAAUUAUGCGAAGCUGAGACAUUUCCAGAAGCCAUACUCGACGUAUCAGGGCGCCGUGUCUGGACUCCUUGGAAUGCGACCCUUUGUGACCCGGAGAGGGUUCCUGGGCAUGUGUGCUGGGGGUACAUCAGAGGGAGACAUCGUGGUCGUUUUCUGUGGCUCAAGGAUUCCGCACAUUCUCCGGCCCCUGCAGGGCGGAGAGCGCUUCUCGUUUGUGGGUGAGGCAUAUUGUGAUGGCAUUAUGGACGGCGAAAUCGUGCAACGGCGGCCGGAGACGACGUUCCUGGUUGUGUGA